AUGUCAUCUCCUAAUCCUAGAUAUUCUAUUCAACGUAUCAAAGGUUACUACAAUAACGUUGGAGCAAUCCAUAAUCCUGAAGUUGUCUUAUCUUCAUAUAAUAAUGGAUCGCGGCAAAUGACUCUUAAUGAUCGUUUCAAUUUUUUACGCCGUGGAUACAAUAUUUAUGAAUUAAAAAAAGCAAGAGAAAGUCAAAGAAAUUAUACUGUUACUUUAACUCAUAAUUUUGCGGAUGUAUUCAAUUUUGUAUUCAUAAUAAAUGGUAUAAAUGUAACUUUUUUAAGAAACGAUGGUAAUACUACAAUUGCAUGUACCACAGCAAUUGAACAUGCUAAAUCAUCAGGCCAAUGUCAAGAUGAUAUUUAUCUAAAAAUUGGGGAUGCCUGUCGAAUUGGUAAUGAUGCUUUAGGAACAGUUGCUGCUUGUGAUUUUUUUUAUAAUGAAAAUGCAAAAGCAAUUGUUGGACCAGAAUGUUUUGAUGAAAGUUCUCAUUUAGCUCUACUUUCAUAUCAUUGGAAAAUUCCAUUAUUUAGUCCAAAUGGAAAAGUUGUAUAUAACUACAAUAACACCGUAUUUCCUACAGUAAUACAUACAUCAUUUUCAAAUGUUGUUUUAUAUGCAAAUAGUUUGAUGCUAUUUAUGAAUAGAUUUAAUCUUUCCUCUGUAACUUUUUUGGGACCAAAAGAUGACAGAAACAUUCACUUUAGAUCAAUUUUUGAAGGUGUUAAUAAAUAUUUUAAAACAUAUUUUUACAAUAUAACAACAAAUAUUAUUUCAAUUGAAGAGUCAAGAUUGUCUUCUUAUAAUCCCAAAGACAUUGGUUUGAUAAGUUUCAUAAAAUUAAUUGUUAUUGAUACCAGUUUUAAUGACUUACAUAGUGUAUUACAACAAAUGGAGGUAUCAUCAUUAUAUGAUCAUGGAUAUAUUUUUAUUCUUCUUUGUUCUCAACAUUCUUCUGUUUGUGAUAGUAAUAUAGAUAAAAUCAUAUUAGAUUGUAAUAUGUUGUUAUUAGGACCUUAUUUUAAAAAUUAUACAGAUAUAGAUUUGUUAAUGAGUCAAUAUUUUAAAGAUUCAUAUAAUAGAUUUAAGGGCAUUAAUUAUCUAUCAACAUAUAUAAGUUGUUACUCAUCAUGUGUAGCAUCAAAAUUAAAUACAAAUUUAGAUGGUACAUCAGUUGUUAAUACAAUGAAAGGAAAACAAUUGAAUACCUCAUUGGGUAAUUUUAUAUUUGAUCAAAUGCCUUCAAUUUUAAUAACACAAUCUUUUUCUCAAUAUGACAGUGUGAAUAACACUUUUGUUGAUCUUAUUUUAACAAAUCCAAUUGCUUCAACUUGUUCAAAAAAUAAAUGUUUUAAUUUAGAAAUUAAAGUUAACAAUGAUGAAUUUUGGAAAUCUCAAUUGGCUAGUCCAUUAACACAUUGCCAUUUAUUUAAAAAUUGUACAAAUUAUUUAGUUAUCAUACUUUGUGUUACAGGAGCUGUUGUUUUAAUUAUUAUAUUGAUACUUAUAUACAUGUUAAGAAGACAACGUCGUCUAAAUGUUUAUAGAAUGAAUUGGAAAAUUCCUAAAAGUCAGUUCAAAGUUAUAGAAAAUAAAGUAUCUAAUUCAAAAAAACAAGGGAAUACAGCCGAAACUUUGAGUAGUAAAAGAAGAUAUAUUCAUGCUUAUGCAAUAGUUGAUACAACAAAGGCUGAAUUUUUACAAUUAAGACAACUGAAAAAGAUUGUAUGGUCUAAACCUGAAAUAAAAUUUAUCACUGAACUUAAAAAGAUUUCACAUGACAAUUUGACAAAUUUUCUUGGAGUUAAUUAUAAUGAUACAGAUAAAUUUUAUAUGCUCAGUUCAUUAAUUGAUAGAGCAUCAUUAGAGGACUUGGUAGAUGACACAGAUUUCAAUUUGGAUAUGACAUUUAAAUCUGCUUUUAUCAGAGAUAUUUUAAAAGGACUUCAGUAUCUUCAUAAAUCAUUCAUUGGUUAUCAUGGUCUACUUAACAUUCAAACAUGUUUGAUAGAUGCAAACUGGGUUUUAAAGUUAAGUAACUUUGGCAUUACUAAUAUUUUACAUAAUUUAAUUCAUGAUGAGGUUUUAAAAAAUAUUGAAUUAAUAAAUCUUCAUUUUUAUCAAACAAUAUCACCAGAAAAUUUACAAGGAUGUAAUUUUGGAAUUAAUUAUCCCAUGGGAUCACAAAAUGGAGAUAUAUAUAGCUUUGGUAUUAUUUUAUAUAGAUUAACAUAUAGACAUGGACCUUUUGAUCAUGUUAGUAUGGUUCCUAAAGAUAUAUUGAAAGAAAUUGUAAAAAAUACAAUUGAACCUACAUUUGAUGAAACACUUGAAGAUAAUUCUUUACUUGAUUUAAUGAAAAACUGUCUAAAAUUUAAUCAUUUAGAAAGACCAUCACUUAAAGUAUUAGAAUCAAGUAUAACAACUAUUCUUCAUUCUACACGUGGUAAUCUUGUUGAUCAAAUGAUUAAUAUGAAUGAAAAAUAUGCUCAAAAUUUGGAAAAAGUUAUUGCUGAAAGAACAAAUAUGUUGGUUGAGGCACAAUUACAAACAGAUAGACUUUUAUCUGAAAUGUUACCACGAUCAAUUGCAGAAACAUUAAAAAAUGGUGGAACAGUUGAACCAAAGCUUUAUGAAUCUGCAACUGUAUGUUUUGUUCAAAUAUGUGAUUUUGCAAAAUUUAUGGAAGAAAAUUUACCUCCAGCAGUAAUGUCAUUUUUAAAUGAUAUAUUUAAUAUGUUUGAUGAUGUUAUUCAUAAUUAUGAUUGUUAUAAAGUUGAAACUAUUGGUGAUACAUAUAUGGUUGUUAGUGGUGUUCCUAAAGAAAAUGAAGGAAAACAUGUUUUUGUUAUUGCUGAAGUAGCUAUAUCACUUCGAUCACAUUCAUUACAUUAUGAUGUUCCUGUUAAACCAGACUGGAAAUUACAAGUUCGUAUAGGUUUUCAUUGUGGACCAAUUGCGGCAGGUGUAAUUGGAUUAAAAGCUCCAAGAUAUUGUUUAUUUGGUGAUACAGUUAAUUUUGCCUCUAGAAUGGAAUCUAACUGUCCAGCAAAUCAAAUACAAGUGUCUGAAUCAACAGCAUUAAAAUUAAUGGAAAAUCCUGAAUAUAGAUUAAUAAAAAGAGGUAUAGUAAAAGUUAAAGGAAAAGGAGAUGUAAAUACUUAUUGGCUUAAUGAACAUUUUCAUCAAAAUGAAAUUCUAUCAGCUUCUAAAUCAUAA
Molecule: messenger RNA, 3219 nt
Organism: Strongyloides ratti
Lineage: Eukaryota; Metazoa; Nematoda; Chromadorea; Rhabditida; Strongyloididae
Product: Guanylate cyclase
Exons: 7
Coding region: 1-3219 (1072 amino acids)
Biological process (GO): receptor guanylyl cyclase signaling pathway; cGMP biosynthetic process; protein phosphorylation
Molecular function (GO): peptide receptor activity; guanylate cyclase activity; ATP binding
Source: RefSeq, a predicted model, not a curated record